GUCGUCCCCUCUCUCUCUCUACGAGCGCUUCCUUCUCUCUCUAAAAACUUCGAAGCCAGCAGAGCAGAGUUCCUUCUUCGAUCUCCACUUCGCACUCCAUCCGUCACGAGAUCCAGCCUCUUCAACUGCUCCACUCCUUUCGUUUCACUGCUUCGAGCGCGGUUCGACCCUAUCUAAGUCGGCUUCGAGCUUCGAUUUCACUCGAGUUUCCAAUCUAGGGUUAAACUGCUCGGCUGCUGGGUAUUGUAUUUUUUGCCAAUUCGUACGGAAAUUACUUUCGGUUAAUGGUAUUUAUCUUCCCUCUGGAGUCCGUUUUGCUGAGUUGUUUCUCUCUUUACGACUCGAGGACGAGUUUUGAGCCCCGAUUUUAAGAACGGUUAUUGGAUUGAAGUGUAUAGCACAGAAGUCAUCUUCGAAACAAUUUUACUGUGGAUGAUGGCAAAGAAGGGUAGAUUACCUGGAUGGGGCUCUUCUGGUUUUGGUCCUACUUAUGUAUCGGAAGGGUCUGGUAGCUCGGGACAAGUUGAUGCGGAGAUAUUCGUUUCUGAGGGUUCAAGUGCUCCGAUGAGGAAGUGCAUUAGUCUAAAUUACCCCAUGCAUGAUGGUUUUGCCGUCCCUAUACAAGCCCUCCCUUUAUCGAAAAUGUCAUCUUCUCAAAGAAAGGACCUAGUACUACGAUUGAGAGAUGAACUUGAAAGGAUUCGGAGUCUCCAGAAGAGAGUUGAGAUGCAAAGAACAAAUGUUGUUGCAGUCUCAUCAUCAAGUGAUAUUCUCAGUUGUAGCAAUCCACAAAAUGGGCCUUCAGUAGAGAAUUUAAAGAAAUCAUCGGGCUUGACUUCUGGAUCAGGGAGAAAAGCAAAUCCCACAGACCCCAAAAGGCACGGUUGGAAUCGUAGUACUUCAGGAAAGUUUGAAUCUGCAAGUCAGACAUCGGUAGCACCUAGCGCUUUGAAUGCAAUCGUGAUGAAACAGUGCGAUGGAUUGUUGAAAAAGUUAAUGGAACAUCAGCAUGGUUGGGUCUUUAAUACUCCUGUUGAUGUGGUGAAGUUUAAUAUUCCUGAUUAUUUCACUGUUAUAAAGAAUCCAAUGGAUUUGGGGACAAUAAAAAGUAAGAUUGCUUCAGGUGAAUACUCAAGUCCACUGGACUUUGCGGCUGACGUCAGGCUUACUUUCUCCAAUGCCAUGGCCUACAAUCAACCUGGAAAUGAUGUCCACUUCAUGGCUGAUACUCUUUGUAAGUUUUUCGAGGUUAGAUGGAAAGUUAUUGAGAAGAAACUUACGAAGACUUCCCAGCCAUCUCUAGAGAAAUCAAGCGUACGUGAAGGAAAGGAGGCAAUCAAGUCCCUGCCUCCAUCGAAAAGGAGAAAAAUUGUUACCGUACCCCAAGAAGUUAUGCCACAUCCUGUAAAGCGAACAAUGACAGAGGAGGAGAAACAUAAGUUAAGUAGAGAUUUGGAGGCAUCACUAGGAGAUUUGCCGGACAAGAUUGUUGAGUUUCUGAAAGAACAGUUUUCAAACGGAAUGGAUGGUGGAGAGGAUGAGAUUGAAAUUGAUAUUGACAAUCUCAGUAGUGAUGCAUUGUUCACGUUACAGAAGCUUCUAGAUGACCAUUUACAAGAUAAACAAGAGAACAAGACAACAGCUGAACCUUGUGAAAUAGAGGUACUAAACGACUCAGGGCCUAGCAAUUCGUCCUUGCAAUUGUGCAAAGGGAAUGACCCUGCCGAUGAUGAGGUUGAUAUUGGUGGGAAUGAGCCUCCUGUAUCAAGCUAUCCUCCGGUAGAGAUUGAAAAAGAUGAAGGUCACAGAAGCAACAAUUGUCUCAGUCCAGGAAGGUCCAGGGGCAGUUCCGAUUCUGAAAGUGAAUCAGACGGUGCCAAGGCUUCUACCUCGGGAAAACAACCAAAGGAAAACUCAGGUCCUGGAGAACAUUUAGAUGAAAAGACAGAGUCUGUGAGUGGGCUGGAUCAACUAGAACAGAUUUUCCAGAAGCCAAACUCCGUCGAGUCAGAUGGCCAUCAUGAUGGUGAGAGUGCUCUAAACGAGAGGCAACUUUCACCAGAUAAGCUCUACAGGGCUGCUGUUUUGAGAAGCCGGUUUGCUGAUACCAUAUUAAAAGCUCGAGAAAAGACACUUAACGAGGGCGAAAAAGGGGAUCCAGAGAAACUACGCCGUGAGAGGGAAGAACUUGAAAUGCAGAAAAGGAAAGAGAAGGCGAGACUGCAAGCUGAAGCGAAGGCUGCUGAAGAUGCUCGAAGGCGAGCAGAAGCCAAAGUGGAAGCGGAAGCCAAACGAAAGCGAGAGCUUGAGAGAGAAGCAGCUCGGCAGGCUCUACAGAAGAUGGAAAAGACAAUAGAAAUCAACGAGAAUUCCAGGUUUCUUAAAGACUUGGAGUUGUUAAGUGCUGUCCCUCCCGAACAAUUGCCAAGCCUGGAUGAGACAAGCCCGGAUCACUCUCAAGAUGGAUUAGGCAGUUUCAAGUUUGGGGGCAGUAAUCCAUUGGAACAACUUGGAUUAUACAUGAAAUUGGAUGAAGAGGAGGAAGAAGGUGAGCCACCUAGUGUGCCAAUUAUCGCGGAGGAUGUAGAAAUCGCGGAGGAUGUAGAGGAAGGUGAGAUUGAUUAAUUCUUCGCUGUUUUGUUUCUCCAUGAGUCAUGGAGCAAGAAAACGAUGCGAAUAUGACUGUUGUGUGAUUAUUUAUAAGAACAGAAAAAAACAAAAAAACAAA
Molecule: messenger RNA, 2728 nt
Organism: Rhododendron vialii
Lineage: Eukaryota; Viridiplantae; Streptophyta; Magnoliopsida; Ericales; Ericaceae
Product: transcription factor GTE8
Exons: 11
Coding region: 433-2625 (730 amino acids)
Molecular function (GO): protein binding
Source: RefSeq, a predicted model, not a curated record